This is a messenger RNA of Caenorhabditis angaria, 1309 nucleotides long. Lineage: Eukaryota; Metazoa; Nematoda; Chromadorea; Rhabditida; Rhabditidae. The record is from the annotation of a GenBank genome assembly.
AUGUCGGGAAAUCGGAAGCUUUGGACAAUUGUUCUGCUGAUUUUCACAUUGACAAUUUUUUCGGCUGAUUUUGAGGAACAAUUAUCGAUUGAUCAGAUUUUGGUGCAUCUGGCGGUUAUUAAUUUGUUUCUGGUGCUUUUAAUUUACCCUCCAGAUGUUUUUAUCACUGGUGAGUUGGAAAAUCGAUAAUUUUGAGGGAGAAAAUGCCACGUGGCAGAGUUUGUCGCGAAACUUCGUAUUUUUGAAAAAAAUAGGAAUUCAAAAAUCCACAUGGCAAAUUUAACAAAUUUUCUCAUUUUUCAGCUCUCGAUUUCAAUUUGGAAGGAAUAAUUCGAUGUUUUUGGACAUCUGAAAAUACAACAAAUUCUGAAAAUUCUUUGGAAUAUAUUUGUUUUCGAAUUCGAGGUUACAAAUCAUCGAUUUUCUUAUUUCCACUCGCAAAUUCUGCUUAUUUUAUCUACGGAAAUCUGUUUUUUAGUGGAAUUUCUCAAAGAUUUCCUGAAUUUCUAGAUUUUUCUGGGAUUUUCGAAAUUGUUUUCGGCGCAAGUUUGAUUGGAAUUAUUGCAUAUUAUUGUUGGAUUUCGAAAAUACAAAAAUAUUCGGAUUUUCGCUGGAAUUCUAGCACAGAAUUCAGGAGAAUUUUAUCAAGUAAGACAGUUUUUUCAGUCAAAAACUUUUUAUUGAUUUUUUUUUAGAAACUCUCAAUAAAACAAUAGUGAUAACUGAUGAAUAUUUCAUUUAUUUCACCAAUUUUUCAUUGGAAAUCCAUGAAAAUAAAUCAACACAAAUUGAAGUUUGCCACGUGGCAAAUCUAAUAAUUCCCGAAAAUCGAGAGGAAGAUCAAGAACAAGAGCAAGUUAUUCGCGUGAAAAUCAAUGAAAAUCUUGAAUUUUCGAUGCGCUCACAAAUAUUUCGUGAAAUUCAAAAUCUCAAUAGAAUUCGGAUGAUUUGCUCGGAUUUUUGGCGUCAAAAAAUUGUUGCAUCGAUUUCGGAUCGAUUUAUUGAAGCAUUCAAAGAUAGAAUUCAAGAAAAUCCACCAAUUUUUGAUGAAAAAUUCGAGAAAGAAGCAUGUUUUGGAUGUGGAGAUGAGAAAAUCGAGAAAAAAGUUGUGAUUCGAAAAAAUUGUGAUUUUUCGUGCGAAAAUUGCAAAUGCGCUCCAUUGUGGUGUGUUUCGUGUAUGGCGCGCAUUUUUAUGGCGAAACAAGACAGAUCGGAAAAAUCGAGAUGGCUUUUUGGAUUUUCGAAUUGCCCGACAUGUCGCAAAAAGUUUUGUGCUCAAGAUGUUCGAAUUACUAAUUUUCAGGAGUGA